Molecule: messenger RNA, 884 nt
Organism: Balearica regulorum gibbericeps (East African grey crowned-crane)
Lineage: Eukaryota; Metazoa; Chordata; Aves; Gruiformes; Gruidae
Source: RefSeq, a predicted model, not a curated record
CUCUACCUGGUUUUGACAUGGAUGGUUUCAUUAUGCAGGCUCCUAAGGUCCUUGUUCACCCUUAUAUUUUUUUAUUCCUGGCUUUUUGAUUUCCAGUCCUGUGACAGCUGCUUCAUAGUAAAAAUAUUCCAAAGUGCUGCCAAACAAGACAGUGAUUUCUGGGGUGUAGUUUCAGACUAUGCAAGAUCACCAACCUGGGAGUAUGACAGCCUUCACCCAAGGCUAAAGUUGUCUGAUGACCGUCUUGUAGUAAGCUGUAAUUGGAGGAGGAUAUUUUACCCCUGUGGUCCCCAGAGAUUCGAUAAAUUAUGGCAAGUGCUAAGCAGAGAUGCAUUCCUCUCUGGGAGUCAUUACUGGGAAGUGGACCUGCUUCAUGCUGGAGUAGGAUGGUGGAUUGGCAUAGCCUACCCUUCCAUUGGCAGGAAAGGAGACUCUGAAAUGUGUCGACUGGGCUGGAAUAGAGCAUCGUGGUGCCUUAAGAAGUUUGGUUUUGAAUGCUGGGCAUUUCACAAAAGGGAGAGAAUCCCUAUCCAGCUAGAAGAUGAUCCUGAUCGCAUUGGCAUUUUUCUGGAUUAUGAAGCAGGAAUCCUUUCAUUCUACAAUGUUACUGAUGGCAUGGCUCAUUUGCACACCUUCCGCUGCAAGUUCACAGAACCAGUUUACCCAGCCCUGAGGCUCUGGGAAGGCGCCAUUGGAAUAUGCAAACUAACAUAAGGAAUGAAGCAAAAUAAAACCUACUAUGCUUUUCCUAUGAAAUUCACUUUGGCAAUGAGCUACAUGAAUGAAUCUCUGUUAUAUGAAAGUUGUAACUGUGAUGCUUUCAGAAGGAAACAGUUAAGUUCAAGAAAACCAACUGUAAUUUUUAAUGUAUAUCCAUUUUUCAG